Messenger RNA from Peronospora matthiolae, 423 nucleotides. The record is from the annotation of a GenBank genome assembly. NCBI's taxonomy places the organism in Eukaryota, Oomycota, Peronosporomycetes, Peronosporales, Peronosporaceae.
AUGGCAAUUGUAGAUCCCGUGGUCCACAACUUGGUUGAACUGCGCACACUACGAUCGCAAAAUAAUGCUCGGAUCUCAUCGGCUCGCGCGAAGGCUGCCGUGUCUGCAGCUGUGAAUAGACAGACGCAGAAAUGCAGCAGAAACGGACCCCAGGCCGUCAGAACGGAGAUGCAUGCGUUUGCGUCUCUUCUGCGACGAGAAGAUUCGGUGCCCCAUUACCAGGCAAAGGCACUACCGAUCUACUUGGCGGGUUCACAGUCUCUGAUUGACGACGGCCUCUGCGGCUUCGUUCAGUCCAGGCUCUUGUCUACUGCACCACUGGUCCCGCUGGACGCCGUGAAAAAAAGAGCACCGUCCAAGUGGUUUGUAUCCAUCCUCCCUCGACUCACGUGGCAAGGAUCGUGGCACCUCACAAUAGAGUGA